This is a messenger RNA of Jaminaea rosea, 1422 nucleotides long. RefSeq lists its product as hypothetical. Bases 167 to 1102 code for a protein of 311 amino acids. The record is from RefSeq and is a predicted model, not a curated record. NCBI's taxonomy places the organism in Eukaryota, Fungi, Basidiomycota, Exobasidiomycetes, Microstromatales. The transcript has 2 exons.
CCCGGAUCUCGCGGCCGUGCGGAGACACCUUGAUUUUCGAUUGGACCCCACAUUCGCGGGACGGACAAGACACGUCUGCUCCCUAAUCAUUCCAUCGCUCUGGAGGCCAGGACAGAACGACUCGGUAGCAGCGCUCUUGAGCUGCAAGGCUUGCUAGUAUAUAGCCAUGAUUGCUACCAGGCCAUUGCUUCAGGGCUCGACCGCCGGCCUCUUGACGGCAGCGGCGUCUCCCACUGCUAGGUCAGGCAGGAGACGCCUUCUCAACGAAGGACGUGGGAGCACAACAUCGCAAUCUUCACGCAGAGCUUUGACAUCCUCAGUACCUCGGACCGCUCCGCAAGUAUCGUCGCCAUCAGCAUCUUCGACCCGGGGCUCCGUUGCCGAACAAUUGGAGGACGACGAGGCCUAUUCUGCUCGCAUCGAGGCGAGCCUCUUUUCCCUUCCCCUCGUCCAAAAGCUCAUCGCCCUCAGCACCACAGAUGCCUCUGCCUCCUCGUCUUCGUCACGGCCGCCCAUCUUCAAGAUGCACAGGCCGUACGGGGGAGUCCCGCCUACCUCACUACAGCACCACAUGACUGCAGGCCUCAUGCGCAAACGCACAGGCUUUGCGACUUUGCCUUUGUGCUUCUCGCCCGUCGGAGAUAGCGAUGGCAGCGAUUCCAUUAGUGGCUCCAGCGCUGCACCUGUCAGCCAGACCUCAUCUUCCUUGAACCCACGCCGCACGUACACCAUCUACCACCUGGGCCCCUCCCUCUGCGGCCACCCUUCGAUUAUUCACGGUGGGCUGAUCUCGACUCUCUUCGAUGAAGCGCUAGCCAUUCCUGGUUUUGCUGCCUUUACUCGAACACGAGUUGGUUUGACGGCGAGCUUGGAGGUGCGAUAUAAGCAAUUCGUAGAGCCGCAUAGGUUCGUGGUGAUUGAGGCUGGGCUGGAGGAGGGGAGUGAGGGCAAAGGGGGAAGGAAAGCGAUGGUGAGCGGUGAAAUGAGAUAUGCCGACGAGGAGGAUGGGAAGGUGCUGGCGGAGGGUAAAGCGCUCUUUGUUGAGCCGAGAGAUGAGAAGCUCGUUGCCAUGCUGAGGAGCAGCCCGAAUGCCACGCCUUGAGCCAGACAAAGAUAGACAAAGAGAAGCGCAGAAGUGAAUGGAUAUUGAGUUGAGCACGGCACGAGAAGACAAGGAGGGGCAGGCGAGCGUGGACGCUGCGCGCUUGUGGAGCGGUGUGUGGGCGAGAAGGUUGGCGGGCGUAUGUAUGUACACGGGGCUUGUCGGUGCUCAGAGUAAGAGAGUCAUUGGGUGGCCAGCACACGGUGUUGAGUCGCGACGCCAUGGAAGAUCAGCUUCUUAAGCCGACGCCUCAGUGGGUCGUGUUCGCUGGGAGAGUGAAGGAAGUUUUGCCGGCCGUGAGGAGGAAGCCCUCAGCAAGA